AGCUAAAACUGCAACAAAACAAAAAAGUUAUUUAAUUAUUUAUUUUUUCAAUUAAAAAUUACAAAAAAUUCAAAUGGAAACAGUUAGUGCAAAAGAAAAAUAUUUAAUCUGCAAUUCACUUGCAUGCAUUCCCACUUUAUUAGAAGGCCAAUCAAUUCUAAUUGAUCUCAGAAACGAGACAUCUGUUGCUGGAAGAAUUCUAAAUGCUGAUGGUUUCAUGAACAUUCAUUUGUAUGAAGCUGUUUUUAUCGACCGUCAUGGCUUGCAAUAUGAAUUUGAUGAGUUUAUUGUUAAAAAUAGAUGCAUUCGACAAAUACAAAUUCCAAAAGAAAUAAAUAUUGCCAAUGAAUUGGAUAAAAUGAUGUCAAAGGUUGGCAAACGUGAGCCAAGAAAUCAAAAGAGAAAUUUAAAAGAAAAAAGAGCAAAAGAUCGUCAUGAUGAGAUUGUUAAUGAAAUUGCUCAACAACAAAAUAAAGAUGCUGCAAAGUAAAAUAAAGA
This is a messenger RNA of Episyrphus balteatus (marmalade hoverfly), 498 nucleotides long. RefSeq names its product U7 snRNA-associated Sm-like protein LSm10 (gene Lsm10). Gene Ontology annotation, biological process: mRNA 3'-end processing by stem-loop binding and cleavage. The transcript has a single exon. Gene Ontology annotation, molecular function: U7 snRNA binding; histone pre-mRNA DCP binding. Lineage: Eukaryota; Metazoa; Arthropoda; Insecta; Diptera; Syrphidae. The record is from RefSeq and is a predicted model, not a curated record. Bases 74 to 490 code for a protein of 138 amino acids. Gene Ontology annotation, cellular component: nuclear body; cytoplasmic U snRNP body.